Messenger RNA from Cyprinodon variegatus (sheepshead minnow), 3816 nucleotides. RefSeq names its product leiomodin 2 (gene lmod2b). The record is from RefSeq and is a predicted model, not a curated record. Gene Ontology annotation, molecular function: tropomyosin binding. Gene Ontology annotation, cellular component: striated muscle thin filament; myofibril. The transcript is spliced from 6 exons. Bases 248 to 1939 code for a protein of 563 amino acids. NCBI's taxonomy places the organism in Eukaryota, Metazoa, Chordata, Actinopteri, Cyprinodontiformes, Cyprinodontidae. Gene Ontology annotation, biological process: pointed-end actin filament capping; myofibril assembly; muscle contraction.
UUAGACUGGAGUACCUUUUCAUCAGGGAUACUUCUGACUGGACACAACUUGCGGGAAUCUCUCCUGGCAUGGAUCAACUUAUCUUUAAUCUGAUUUUCUAGAGAUUUUCAUAGAUCUCAUCAAAUCUUAUGGUGGACCUUAUGUUUAAUUUGAGUUUCUUUGUUCAAACUUCUUCCCUUUGGGAUCUCCGCUAAGUUAUACCUUUAUUGACUAAUUCUUCCUGGUAGGUGCUUAUCAGGCUUUGGCAAUGAGUUGUUUCGGUUAUCGUCGAGAGCUGAGUAAGUAUGAAGAUGUUGAUGAGGACGAGCUCUUGGCAUCGCUCAGCCCAGAGGAGCUGGCUGAGUUGGAAAAGGAGUUGGUGGACAUUGAUCCUGAUGCCAACGUGCCCAUUGGACUCAGACAGAGAGAUCAGACAGACAAAACCCCAACUGGUACCUUCAGCAGAGAGGCCCUCAUGAAGUACUGGGAAAAUGAGACCCGUAGGCUUUUGGAGAACGAGAUAGCAGGAGGAAGCCCCAAACUGGAGGAAGAACAAGAAGAUGAGUGUCUGACAGAAGAAAACAGUGAAGAGGAGGAAAAAAAUGAUGAGAAUGAAAAAGAAAGGAAAAAGUUGGACAUUUCAAACAAGGAAAAUCACAAAGAGGAAGAUAGUGAUGAUGAUGAAGAAGAAGAAGAAGAAGAAGAGGAGGAGGAUGAAAGUGAGGAAGAGGAUCCUGUAACUGAAGAGGAGGAUGAUGAAGAAACUAAAGACAAUAGACCAAAACCUGAACCACCAAGAUAUACAAAGCCAGAGACGAUUCAGGCGUUUAAACCAACCCUACUGAGACCUCAGAGGGUGGAGCCCACCAGGCUGACUCCUCCUCCUCCACCAGCUGACCUGAACUCCACUGGAAACCCUACAGUUGUUGAUGACGCUUUGCAACACGUCCUUGAUGAUGAUGCCGAACUCACAGAAGUGAAUCUGAACAACAUUGAUGACAUUAAACAGGAAACUCUUAUCCGAUUUGCUGAAGCACUAAGAUCCAACACCCAUGUUCGAGUCUUCAGUCUUGCAAACACCCGGGCUGAUGACCACGUCGCUCUGGCCAUUGCUAAGAUGCUGAAAGAGAACGCAUCCAUCACCAGCCUGAACAUAGAGUCCAACUAUGUAAGUGGGAAGGGCGUGUUGGCAUUGGUUCAAGCACUUCCAGGGAACAACACCCUCACCGAGCUUCGCUUUCACAACCAGAGGCACAUGUGUGGAGGACAGGUAGAGAUGGAGAUGGUGAAGAUUCUGAGAGAAAACCACACUCUGAUCAAGCUUGGUUACCAGUUUAACCUUGCUGGUCCCAGAAUGAGCAUGACUGGAAUACUGACCAGAAACCAGGACCGCCAGCGGCAGAAACGACUGCAGGAGCAAAGGCAACAACAACAGGGCCAACAGCAAGAUGGAGCCGUCAACCCCAGAACCUCUGCUCUGAGAGGAACACCCAGCUCAUCGCCUUACAGUUCACCCAGGGCCUCCCCUUGGUCCUCACCCAAACUUCCCCGAAACAAUGAGUUGAAAAAGCAGACUCCACCUGCACCUCCUCCUCCACCUCCUCCUCCACCUCCUCCACCACCCCCACCCCCGUUGGUGCCAUCGCAACAGCAAAAGAAUAAACCUACAAGGAUGAUAGCAGAGGUCAUCAAGGCCCACGAGGCAGGCAGCAAGAAGGUGGCCAAACCGAAAGGGAAGAAGGGGAAGAAGGGGAAAGGGACGGCGAAAGAGGAGACGGGCUGCAUCCUGAAGGAGCUCAAGAACGCCCUGAGACCUGUGUCAGUAGAGAGACGAGGGGAGGAGGGCGGCAGCAGGCCAUCGACGCCCAUGAGGUCCGCCCACGACCAGCUGAUGGAGUCCAUCCGCGGCAGCAGCAUCAGGAACCUCAGACGGGUGGAAGUUCCACAUCAUCUACGAUGAGGACGCAGAAAAUAGUGAUCAGCUCUGCACUAUAAUGGUGAUAAUGAGGAUGAUGAUGAUGGAGGAUGAGACCAUCCUAAAUUCCCACCUUGAAAAGAUAAAAACAUAUAUGCUGGGAAUUUGCACUCAAUUUGAAAUAUCUUUACGUUUCAUAAAUAUAUAUAAUAACCCAUUUUUAACGUUUUAUUCUUAAAGUAAUAUGAUUUUUUUAAACCUGAGUAAAUACAGAAUGCAAUUCGUAAAUGAUUAUUUAAUUUAUUAAAAGCAACCUGGCUUUGGAUGAAAGUAAUUUGUUCAUAAAUCUCUUCAAAAUUUGGGGAGGAUGUGAAUUUUUUUAUAUCCAUCAGCCAUAUUGUAUGAUCAGAUAGUUUCUAUUUAAAGAAUAUAUAUUAAAUGUCUAGUUUGAAUGUGAUAAGUUGAACACAGGCCAGGUUGCUUUGGAUAGAUUUCCCCUUAAAAAACAGUGUUUUGUUUAAAUACUCUAGUUCCUUAGCCUGAAAUAUGAUCUUUAACAUUAAAGUGUGACAAGAAGCAAAAACAGCACAAAACCAUCAGGGGGGAAAACAUUGUUUUAACAUUUACGGUCUUCUUAUUCUGAAAUGUUUACUGUUUUCUACAUGUCUAAUUCUUUGUAAGACUGUAAAUAUGUUUUGUUCUUAGUUGAAAUAUGUGUGUUCAAUUCUGAAUAUAUCAUUUGCUUAUUUGUAGCACAAUGGAGGGAGACUUUUCUGUUUGUUCUUUGGUUAUUGGAUGAGUUUUAUCCAAGGGGAGAAAAGUGGACAAGCUGUUAUAAAGAGUUUUUUUUUUUAUGUGUUUUUUUUUAAUUUUAUUCGGAGUGAGUCAGCUUACUGGUAAGGAGCCGCUGAUGCACAGUCCCUCUCAAAGACGUGGACAACACACCCACUCAUCUAGCGUGUUUUUGAGCCGUGUUUUUGCGCACUUUGUCUGAUCAAAUUGCAAUACAGAGCCAGUGGAGAGAAAACAAACUGACGGUGACAUCAGUGCUGAUGCCAGUAUCACCAGCGUCACCUAAAAGGCUUCCUCUUUGUGUUCUUAUGUAAACAGGGAAACGUGCUAAGAUCCUAACACAGUCAGGGAAGCAGUUAAAAAUGCACACAAGAUGUGAUAAAAGCAGUAAAUUUCAAAUGUUAUCAAAGGAUCAGCAGAGGAAACUUUGUUUUGUUACAUUUUAUAAAAACUGGACAUUUUCUAAUAUUGCAAAAAGAGGCUUCGAUUUGUAUUUCAUUUUGAUAAAAAUUAAAUUUCCUUAAAGUUGAUCAAAUAUUAUUCAUGUGUUGUGAUUACGUCAGCUGCCAUAUCUAGGAUUUUGCCAGAGUCUGUUUAUUUAUUUAAAUUGCACAUUUUAUAAGGAGGUUUGCCCUUAAACAUUAAGUUUUUUGUGCUCUGACUGUCGAAGCUCUGUGCAGUUUCCUAAGGGCCUUCAGAAAGACAAGAAUAUGAGCUUAUGGGUCUGAUAAGGGUAUCUAUAUUUCAGCUAAAGGUUUUCAUUUUAUAGACAAACUCUUAGGGCAACAAUUUUAUCCUCCUUCAGAGAUAAUCUAUUUUCUUUAAAAAGAGCUGAUUUUCCUUAACUCUGUUAUAUUUUGCAAAUGUUAUCCCUUUUUGGAUAAAAAAAAAUCUUACAUUUGAGUAAAUUUCACUCAGACAAAUUUCCUUUUUAAGCGCUGCUCUGUAGUUUGAUGGUUUCCCUCUAGAUUUUCCUAAAAGAUGUGCACCUAAAAUGAUUACCUUCUGUAAUAAAUACAGUGAGCCACUGUGGCACCAUCUCUGGAUUUAUCCAAAACUCAUUCCUGACACGUUCCUGCUCUCUAAGUGAAUGUUACCUUAUAUUGAAGGUGAGAUAAACUUGGGUGUUU